Messenger RNA from Encephalitozoon hellem ATCC 50504, 1338 nucleotides. RefSeq names its product phosphoinositide 3-kinase. Gene Ontology annotation, cellular component: phagophore assembly site; cytoplasm; endosome. NCBI's taxonomy places the organism in Eukaryota, Fungi, Microsporidia, Unikaryonidae. The record is from RefSeq and is a predicted model, not a curated record. Gene Ontology annotation, biological process: autophagy of peroxisome; endocytosis; phosphatidylinositol-mediated signaling. Gene Ontology annotation, molecular function: 1-phosphatidylinositol-3-kinase activity. The transcript has a single exon. Bases 1 to 1338 code for a protein of 445 amino acids.
AUGAGAGAACGGCGUUGCAACACUUUCAGACCCAAAAUGGAGGAAGAACGUGUCUCUUCGUUUGCUGAAAGCGUCUCAAAGCUUUUGGAAGGCAAGGAUAAGGAGACAGAAAAUAUGGCUGCAAGAUAUUUGUGCUUGCAGGAAGUAGACAGCUUAUACAUGUACUUUCCUUCUUUUGAAGGGGCAGAUCUAGAAGGAAAGCUGUCUGCCGAUCACCAGAUAAGUAGGUUCUGGAAGACUAGGUUUGAACUUCGCGAGGGAUGUGCCAGAACAAGGGACAGGUAUGAAGACGUUGUAGACAGCUUCUUAGUGCUUGAUGCUAAAUAUGGAAUGCUGGGAAUGCUGGAGGAGCAAAUGGCCCUGAUUGAUGAGAUAAGAAGAAUUUAUGGCAUGACGUCGCACAAAUCGUCAAGGAAAAGAAAAGUAAGAGAAUAUAAGCUGCAUGGUACGUUGUGCCUUCAUCCAAGGAUAAGGAGCACAAAAUACACUUCGCUGUUCGACCCAAGAGUGGUAGUGAAAGAAAUAGUCUUCGAAGAAAUUAAGAUAUUCCCAUCAUCAACGUUUCCAAUUCUUGUGCCUAUGGAUACGGAUAAGGGCAUUUCUCGGAUCAUAUACAAGAAGGGGGAUGACCUUACUAAAGACCUAUUUGUGCUUGAAACAAUAAGGUACAUAUCAAGAUUGAUAGGAAUGGACCUGGUUACAUAUAAAGUUAUACCGCUGAGUAGAGAGGAAGGGAUUGUAGAGGUGGUGGAUGGAACAGACUUUACAAAAAUCAGAAAAAGAGGAGAUCUGGAACGAUAUAUAGAAGAAGAGGAGUGCUCUGGCGGUGUCCAGGGUCCCGAAAAGAAAAAGGUGUUUGUAGACACUGUCUGUGGGUACUCAGUUGCGUGUUAUGUAAUGGGAGUUGGAGACAGAAACCCGGGUAAUAUGAUGAUUUCCAGGGAUGGAAGGUUCUUUCAUGUUGAUUUCAGCUAUGUGUUUGGCAAUGAUCCGAAGUAUAUCUCACCUAGAAUAACGAUUGCAAGUCCCAUAUGCGAUUAUCUAGCAAAUGACGAGAUGGCCUACCAGAACUUUCUUGCAAAGUCACAGGAGGUAUUUCUCCAGAUAAGGAGGUCGUCGAAAAAGAUCUUUGUGUUGUGGUGUAUUCUGGCCCGGAACAAGAUAUUUCAACUUGACCUCGACAAGACCAUUUCGUUUGCAAGAGCUAGGCUAAAGCUGGAGAUGACCGAAAAAGAGGCAUUGAGGCAUUUUGAAAGGGAAAUCAAAGGCGCCGUUGGGAGCUUCAAGACGUCCUUGGUGCAUUUCAUGAAUAGAGUGGGGAUACUCUUCAGAAGAUGA